AUGGGCAUGGAUCUUCUUACCAUGCUCCAAGGCUGAGAGGCUGCCGCAGGCCGUCAGAAUGCUGCCGAAGGUGUACUGGUCCAUGGCCACGCCCUGCAGCCCCAUCUCCCGGAAGAAUUCCAGGGCUUCUUCCUCGAUCCCGUUCUGGGUGAGGCCUGUGAUCAGAGUGGUCCACGAUAUGGAAUCCCUCUCGGGCAUCUCACGAAACAGGUUCUUGGCAUCGUCCACCAUGCUCCGGCGCAGAAGCCCAGUGA
Molecule: messenger RNA, 254 nt
Organism: Spirodela intermedia
Lineage: Eukaryota; Viridiplantae; Streptophyta; Magnoliopsida; Alismatales; Araceae
Source: the annotation of a GenBank genome assembly